UUGUCAGAGGAUGGCACAUGUGCACUCUUUACAUACGUAUGCUCGCUGAGUUUGCUAGCCGUGCACGUGUGCUGGACGCAGCCCAGACAGGAGCAAAUCAGCUGUUCACACAAUUUCCCUCAGGAAGAAUUUCUGUCUCAUACUCGGUCUCUCUCUCUCUCUCUCUCAACCAGUAUACUCCCUGUUAGGGAUCCACUGACAAGCGGUUAGCUGGAGUGGAAGAUUUCUGCACAGGGAACACAGAUGCGCUGCAUGAAUUAGACGAACACACAGACUCACAGGAGCUUUGAAACAGAAAGAUGCCAGCUCAUCUGAGCCUGGCAGAGCAGGAACGGGAGUGGAGGAAGACGGGAAGAACGGCAGAGCUGGGUCUCGCUGCGAUCGCAGAGAAAGGACAGCUGAAGAUGUACGACACUGCGAGGAAACGGAAAGAUUCCAGAUCUGAUGUGAAACCCACAGCCCUGGAGCAGAAAAGAAAAGCAUGUGCUCCACAGCACAUUAAAUCAGCACAGAUUAAUAUCCAUAAACGAAAUGGAAAUAAUACAGAGUCAAAUGCGAAAAAAGUGGACGAGAGAUUGCGAUUGGCCCGGGAACGGAGAGAGGUGUACCAAAAACAGCUGGCGUUGCGCGAGCACGGCUGGCUGGUGAGGGAGGAGCGGGCCAAGCAGUUUUACGAGAAACACCUGGAGGAGCGACGGAAGAAGUUGGAGGAGCAGCGACAAAAAGAGGAAAGGAGGAGGGUGGCGGUCGAGGAGAAACGCAGACAGAGGAUCAAAGAAGAAAGAGAGCGUUUUGAGUCUGUGGUGCGGAAGACGAUGGAAAAAAGUCAGAAGGCCAAACAGAAACCUGGCCACUGCUCACGAAGGGUCACCAAGAACGAAAACAAAAAUGCUAAACACCGCUCUCUUAGUCAGUGGGAGAUUGACCUUGUCCGUCGUCUUCAGACCCCUACCGUCUCUUAUCUAGCCAGAAGCAAGAGUGCUGUGUGUCUGUCACGAGACACAGUUGUUCAUGUUUGUCGUCGUUCAGCCUCAUGUCAUACCAUGAACUCCAGCACCAUGCGAAAACCAAAGGUGCAUUGUGGGAAAGUGCCAAGCAGGCCUGCAAGCUCAAAUCCAAAAGUCACCAUCCGCAGAACCACAAACAGAGAGCUGGUGGCAAAAGGUGAUUUUGAGGAACAAGACUUGAAAAAGCCACAACUACAAACAACUGAAAUCAAGCCCAAACAAGACACAAACCCACCGGGGCAUACUGUCCUUCCAACAUCAUGGCUGCAGAACAGAUCGCAUGUCAGACACGCCACACUUAAACAAGACAGUUUACCUCCGCUGCCAGAAGAGGAGGAUCUAGAACCAGAGUAUGAACUCUCCUCCGAUCAUCUACAACCUGACGAAACACUUACUCAACAAUGCCUGCGAGAUAACCAACUCCAGUUGAAUCCAGCUGCUAAUGGACCUCUGAAUCCACCAGCAGGCUCUCGGAUUCCUAAUGGAACAAGUCAGGUUGGUGACGGCGCUCAAGUCAGACCAUCUACUUGGACUACAGACCCGGAGCAGGCCACUCGCAUACUGGCAGAGAAAAGGAGGCAAGCCCGACUCCAGAGAGAGAAAGAGGAAGAGGAACGCAGACAGAAAGAGGAGACAGAGAGAAAGAGCAGAGAGGAACUGGCCCGUCGGAGAGCCGAAGAACGAGCCAGCCAGGAGGCAGAGGGCCUGAGACUGGAGGAAGAAAAGAGGAAGAGAGAGGAAGAAGAGCGACUUCAGGCUGAGGAGGAAAACGCUCGCAGACAAAAAGAGGAGGAAAAAAGGCUUCAACAGCAGAGAGAGGAAGAGGCUCGUCAAAGGGUGCUGGCAGAGCAGCAGAGACUGGAAAGAGAGAGUCAUUUCCAGAGAGAGGAAGCCGAACGCCAAGAACGGAAAAAGCGCCUGGAACAAAUCAUGAAAAGAACAAGAAAGACAGACUCUGAAGAAAAGAAAACAGCAUCGGUGAAGGAUAACUUGCCUUGUGAGAAUGUGAAGCCUGUAAUCAGGAUACCAGGUCCUGGAAAAACACCAAAUCUGGAGCUGAGGGACGAGGAGGAUAUGCUUCCUACUGUGGCCUUCAAGGAGCGCCGAUCCUUCCGCAGUCUUUCUGGCCUGGAUGAGAUACAAGCCCAUCAACAAACUGAGGUUAUUUAACCAGCGGACCUGUCAUAUGAUGCCACGACCGUCUGAGCAACUUCUGCAAGCUUGUCUUUCUGAAAAACACAAAAACAAC
Rhinichthys klamathensis goyatoka is the source of this 2256-nucleotide messenger RNA. RefSeq names its product microtubule-associated protein 7a (gene map7a). The transcript has 15 exons. The record is from RefSeq and is a predicted model, not a curated record. Lineage: Eukaryota; Metazoa; Chordata; Actinopteri; Cypriniformes; Leuciscidae. Gene Ontology annotation, biological process: microtubule cytoskeleton organization. The coding region runs from base 300 to 2177 and encodes 625 amino acids. Gene Ontology annotation, cellular component: microtubule cytoskeleton.